Molecule: messenger RNA, 1764 nt
Organism: Durotheca rogersii
Lineage: Eukaryota; Fungi; Ascomycota; Sordariomycetes; Xylariales; Xylariaceae
Product: siderophore iron transporter mirB
Exons: 5
Coding region: 1-1764 (587 amino acids)
Biological process (GO): transmembrane transport
Molecular function (GO): transmembrane transporter activity
Source: RefSeq, a predicted model, not a curated record
AUGGCGACCGCUCCCCCCGCUGGGGCCCCCGCCCCCGACGGUCGCGAUGUCGAGAAGGACGUCGUCCUGAGCUCGCCCAACGCUGUGCUGGCCGACGACUCCAAGGUCGACUCGGACGAUAACUCGUCAAACGUGCUCGAGGGUAUCAAGCAAGUGGAAGCGAUCACGUCGGUUUGGUCUAAGAGGGCGCUAUGGACUACCUUCGUCUUGCUAUGGAUCGUAUCGUUCGUCUCCGACCUGUUGUCGUCCGUCGAGGGCGCAUUGUCGCCAUACGUCACAUCCGCCUUCGCCAGACACGGACUCUUGGGAGUCAUCAACAUCGCCGCGCGAGUUAUUGGUGGCGUCGUCACGCUGAGUCUCGGAAAGAUCAUCGAUAUCCGAGGCCGUAUGGAGGGCUUCAUCGGAUCCCUGUUUCUCAUCACCAUCGGUAUGAUCAUGAAGGCCACGUGCCAGAACGUCGAGACGUACGCGGCCGCCCAGGUCUUCACUUGGGUCGGCAAGGUGGCCCUCGGCUUCGUCGUCGAUGUCUUCGUAGCCGAUAUCACGACGCUCAAGAAUCGAAGUCUCAUCUUCGCCCUCAACUCCACCCCUAACCUUGCCACCACCUUCGCCGGUCCCAGAAUCGCCCAGCUCUUCUUCGAGCAAGUCAAUUUCCGAUGGGCCUUCGGCGCCUUCGCCAUCAUCUUGCUCGGGUCUUCCAUCCCGGUCAUUGUCAUCCUCUACUACCACGAGCGGAAGGCGAGGCAGAUGGGCCUCAUUCGCCCGAAAUCGGGCCGCACGCGCCUGCAGUCCUUCGUCCAUUAUGUCAUCGAGUUUGACCUUGUCGGCGCGAUUCUCAUCUCCGGAGGCUUCACGUUGAUAACCCUCCCGUUCAGUCUUGUGAGCUCGAGCUCGCACUCGUGGAGGAGCGCUAGCAUCAUCAUCAUGAUCGUGUUCGGCGUGAUCGGCCUCGCUGCGUUCGCGGUCUGGGAGAAAUACUUCUCCCGCGUCAAGUUCUUCCCCUUCGAAUUCCUCAAGGACAGAACGUUCCUGGGAUCGGUGCUGUCUCACUUCUUCGUUUUCAUGACUACCUUUGUCUGGGACGCCUACUACAGCUCUUACCUUCAGGUUGUUCACGGCUUGGACAUCACUAUCUCGAACUACGUGCUGAACGCCUACUCGCUCACCUCCUACGUCGCUGGCCCAUUCAUCGCCUUGUAUAUCCGCUGGACUGGCCACGUCAAAUACCCGGCUCUUGCCAGCGCCCCUAUCUACUUGCUCGGUACCGCACUCAUCGUCUACUUCCGAGUUCCCUCCUCGCCAGUCGGCUAUCUCGUGAUGUGCCAGGUCCUUGUUGGUUUCGGCGCCGGCGUGUUGUCUCAGACGGGGGUCCUUGCUGCUAUGGCGUCGGUAAGGCACCAAGAUGUUGCCGUCGCUCUCGCCAUCUACGGCCUGUUUGGCUCCGUCGGCUCCUCCGUCGGCUACGCAAUCGCAGGCGGCAUGUGGACAAACAUUCUCCCCGCCAAGCUAUACGAAUUCCUACCCGAGGACAGCAAGCACUUGACGGCUGAGAUCUACGGCGACAUUCAGAAACAAAUGGCGUACGACUUCGGGACCCCCAUCCGAAACGCUGUAAUCGCGGCGUACGGCGAUGUCAUGAGGAAGAUGGUCAUCGUCGGUUCUGCACUUAUACCUCUGGUGAUCGCUACCGUCUUUAUCUGGAGGAACAUCAACGUCAAGAAGCUUGAGUCCGAAGAGAAGAAGGAGAGGGGAAACGUGUUCUAA